This is a messenger RNA of Porites lobata, 5827 nucleotides long. Lineage: Eukaryota; Metazoa; Cnidaria; Anthozoa; Scleractinia; Poritidae. The record is from the annotation of a GenBank genome assembly.
CGCAGUUAGCGGGGGACAUUAGAGACGCCCAGACAGCCGGCCAUGAUUACUCCAUUUGGUACCGCGAUAACCACAGCAAUGGACUGAAUCACUAUUUAUCGUCGUAAUUAAGUAAAAUGUCAGCCAUCGAAUACAAUAAUUUGCUUUUCAAAGUACGCCGGAGAGUUAACGAAUUGAAUGCCGUCGAGCAAUUACUUUUCAUGUGCAGGGGAAAGGUGGCGCCUCGGACCGAAGAGAACUUACAAGAUGUAGUCUACUUGUUUGAAGAACUAGAAGAGAAGGAAUAUCUAGGACCUGACAAAUUGGAUAUAUUAAAGGAUCUACUGGAAGGUUUAGAGGAAUGGUCGCUAUUGGAAAAUGUUGAAAAGUUUGAGACCAAAAGAAGAGAAUAUGAUGGGUUACUUGAGCAGAUUAUUCAGGCGCUCGACGAGCUAAAUGAUCUGGAACGACUCGUCUCUAUAUGCAAAGGAAAGAUACCACACGACAGGCAAAGCAGCAUCCACGACGUUCGAUCUCUGUUUGAGGCGCUAAAAAACAACAACUGUCUCGGAGUUAACCAUCUCAGCAUCCUAAAGGCGAUUUUGACCCAAACAGAGAAACGAGAUUUGCUUGAGAAAGUAAACGAGUUUGAAGAACGAAGAACCCUUGAAAACAAUUUUGAAAGACGAAAAGGUGAUUACUGAUCUAUUGAAGCGUUGAUAUGCUAUUUCUUUGGCUCUUUUAAAGUUUUACGUUCAUUUUUUCCAAUGCUUACGGUUUUCUGUAACGAAGUUUUGUCUGUUUUCUUUUAGCUCAAGCAGCGGCCAUCGUGUCGUCGGCAAGAGGAGGUAAGAUUCAAUACAGUGACUAUAAAUUACGGAAGUGAGAGGGAAUUCCAACAGAUCCGGCUCUGGACUAGGUUUUUUAAAAUAAAGGCUUUCAAAGAACAAUGAAAUUUAAGGCGGGUCAUUUAUGGCAAGCUAAGUAAUCGAUAGACUUUUUACAGUUUAGAGGUGGUUGCUCGAAAUUAUUAACAUUUCAUACUACGGAUGACCCCAUCGUGAUAUUUUGUUUUGCUAGGCGACUGUAGGCGAAUGUAUUUGGCCGUUCGUUUUAUUGUAAUAUAUGAGGCACUUCAACGAAUAGCUUUUGCUUUUAAACUAAAGUUCAAGACAAAUGCAGAGGUCGACAAUGGCUGUUCAAAUAAUUCUUAAAAUUGUGCCGAAAGCUAUCAUUUAAUCAGUUAAUUAAUUCAUGUUGUUUCGCAUCCGUUUUCCUGACCUUCCAAACCUUGACAUGCAAUAAAUUUGCAGGCGUUUUCUGGGGCUUCAAUGUCACUUUAUAACUGGCAAACGUUUUGUCGCAUCGAUCCAGGUAUUCUUGCAACAAAUUCAGUUUCAUUUUCAGCCAUAAUAAAUAAUGCCAUCAAUAGCUGGAUUGAAUAAAAUAAUAAUCUGUUGCACCCAUUUAUUACAGGUAAGAACCCAUUCUGCUCCUGCGUUUUUCAUUUUCAGUAAAUAAAGACGAAGGAAAAUGCAGUAAUCAGUUGUUUAUUUUACCCAUCUCUAGUGUUAUCGGUAAGGUAGAGACUGUUUACAGCAAUAAAGGGUAAAAGAGUGACGUCAUCAAGGACGUUACAAGCAAAGCGCAAGAUAGCUCAAGAUGUAUACCGCUCAGACGGGCAAAUUAUGUUAUAAUGUCAUCAAUAUCGAUUACAUGCUUGUGCUUGUGUAAGUGCAGAAUUGCAAGAGAGCUCAAUCUCUCGUCUGUCAUGCUCCUUAGUAAAGGAGUUUGCAGUCUCUGCUGAAGCUACGCUCGGCUGUGCAUGUUGACACACCUGCACAGCUGGGAUAAGUCAACAAAGUUAUGAGAGCUAUAUUUUACUCCUGGAUAGAAUUGGAGUUGGCUUGGUCAAAAGUCUCAACCACGGUCUGUGGCUUCACAUUCGGAUCCAUUUCACUCAGUAAAAGGAUAAAGGAAAUCCUAACACCAAAACACCAAUAUAAUGCAAAAUAUUUAUCCCGAUUUAAUGAUAAAAAUGCGGCUUUCAGGAAACAAAAAAAAAUCUAUAUAUUUUUUCCAGAUUUUAGCUGUAUAUGCAUAAUUUCAACCCCCCCCACAUUUUGUGCAUUUUCAAAACUAACCCCCCAAAAUCAAGUCUCUUAAAAAAUUGCACCGCACCCCCGGACGUAAUAAACGAUCGGUCCCUAAGUGAAGAAUAAAUGUUCUUAUUACUCACAGAGACUUUAAAAGUAGCAUAGUCCCUAUGCGUUGAACCCGCCGGGUUGGAAACUUUCGUCAAAUGCAUAUUCCUAGACCUUCUUGAUUAGCAAGCAUACUCGGUUUAGGUCUUGAACUUUAAUCUUUUCGCGGAUACGGGUACUAUCUUAUACUGUCUUGGCACAGUGUAAGUGCUGAUGGAUUAGAUCCCCAUUUUUCCCUUCCCUUGCUCUCUGAUGGGGUUCCAAUUAAUUUAACGUUUUUUAGUCUGAGAUGGGUGUUGGAUUAGUGUGUAUGCAUAUCCAAAUUAUUUGUAGGUCAUUUUAAAUAUCUCAAAUAUAACGGAUUUUUGAGUUUUGUGUUGAGAAAACUUAAUAAAACAAACACAUUCUUUUGUAUAAACUCUCCUGUGCUGAAAAGGUGUGUUAUGAUCAUGCAUAUCCAAAUUAUUUAUACUAGGUCAUUUUAAAUAUCUCAAAUAUAACGGAUUUUUGAGUUUUGUGUUGAGAAAACUUAAUGAAACAAACACCUGUUUUAUGUCUGGUAGUCAGAGAUGGUGACUACACACCUUUGUCACCCAUUAUAAAUUUAUCACUUCAGUUAAAACUGCUACCAAUUGAGUGAAACAAUAAUUAUAAAAACCAAUUAAAAAAACCGUGUAAAUGACAUAGCCUACACCAAAGAAGGUACGGAUAGACAGAAAUUAAGGAGUUCAAAAUGGAUUGUGAUUGUAAUUAUGAUUUUUGAAAAUUUGUUAACCUUACAGUUUUUCAAAGUUCAUUUUGUAAUGGUUGAUAUAAUGCUUGGGAGACAUAUUUGUUUGAGUUGAAGCAGCGUUUGGCCAUUUGCAAGUCAUUUCUUUGAAGGAUAAGUGUCACGCAAACGCUAAAAACACGUAAGGACGGGUUAGGGGUGUCAGGGGAGACUUUUUUUUUCACCCUAACUACAGUGGUCAUUGAGUUCAUCAGUGUGCAACACAAAUUUGGGUGGUAUAGUGGCACUCAGUCAGUCAUUCUCUUGACUAAUUGUGAGCACCUAUUUUUUUACCCUUAGUUCUGAAUAUCAAAACGGUGUUCAAAGUGGCUGCAGGAGGUUUAGUACUAACAUCCGCCUAUCAACUGCUGAGGCGUGGCUGCACAUAUGAACAGCUGCUCACAGCCGUUAAUACCUGCGUCCUUCCUGCUGGCGCUAGACUGCUACAAAUAGCUGAGGGGAGUGUGUACUUGAAAGUUCAAGCAGAAAGUCUUACAGCCAUUGACCAUUUGUGGAGAUUGUACAAGAAUGGGACGCUGAAAAAGCGCCUGCAAGCCUUAUUUAUUACUGAUGAAAUGAAAGACCUUGCUGGUGGAGGGCAAGUGGAAGUGACCGUGAUCAUCGACGAGGACGAAUACGAGAAGUCCCGGAACGAGCUAGCAACUGUUGAAGCACAAGGUUACACACUCACAAAAUACAUAUAAAAAACUUAGCUGGUCAACUUAAGAAACAAAUUAUCUGGAACUAAGUCUGUGGGCUCCUGUAUAAGGUAUAAGCUUUUUUUCAGUUAGUGUUGAGGUCAAAAAGUGGUCAGGUUAAUCACCAUCUUAUUGGGUUGCCAAGCCUAUAAGUGCCGAUAGAAGUCCUUAACAUGUACGGAAUUUUAAAAUUUUAAAAAUUGUGACAUUGAUAGAGACUUCUUCAGUGCUAAACUGCUUCAAGGUAGCGGUUCUGAACAAUAUUGUUUGUUCUUGUUCUUUACCUUAACAUUUUUAGCCCCUGCCAUUGAUAGUCUUAACCUUAAAAGCCCACUCCAAAACAAUAAUAUCUUGUAUUUACAUUCUCACUCUCACGGAUUUAAUUUUACGAUAAGUGUCAUUGACAUCAGUAUUAUUUUUGAUACUACAUUGAUUUCAGAUGAACCUGAUGGUGAUGAAGGAAGGCGACUUCAAUACCUUUCUCAAGAAAAAUUCUCCUACAUAACGAAUUACAUAGAACAAACCAGGGAUACAGAUGUACAUAGUGUAUCUACAGACGACGACAGUGGGAAGCCUGGAUCGAGUAGCGCACCAUCUGAACUUGGAUUUGAAGAUACCAGCGGUAUGACUGUGAAUUCACUAGUCAAUAAGAAUUCCAGGCACGCCCAAGCCCCCCUCCCUCCCGGCCAUUUGUCAAGUUGCACGUUUUCACUGCGGGCAUUUGUCUUGAAGGUUCUGCUUGGAAGUUAUGAAAUGGCGGCCAUGUUGUGUACUGAAAAAAUCCAGUGUAGAUUGAGUUCUUUUCUCAUGUAAAACUUUCUUCUGUUCCAACAAAUUUGCAGAGCUGCUAACCACUUAUGAAAACGAUCUGAGCCAGUUUCGAUUUUUAAAAAUUUAUACUUGGCUACGCAGGUGAGGGAUAAGAAAUAAAAGAAAUCAGCUAUUUGAAAAACAGUGAUAAAUAAUCGAUCCUUUUGUUUAAUUCCUCUUAGCCUCGGAGUGCAUUAUGGGAAUUUUGAUAAUGUUCAUGGUUUGCUCUAGCAGGCGCGGAGCUGAAAUAAAAACAGAGCUCAAGUGAAGAGUGUCCCUUUAAAGGCAAUGAUUAUCUUCUCACAGUCCCCUGGGUUCAUAUUCCUGAAGUCAGUUCAUACUAAUGUUAUUGACCGUUUCGUUAUUUCAAAUCAAUAGUCAUUUAUUUUAUGCCAGUGAAGUCAAUAAUCCAUAAUCAAAUUUUUUGUCGUGUAUUUGUAGAUUCCACCUCCAAAUUGUGCUUGAAAGACCUAAGUAAAGAAGUGACUGAGGAACUAACGUCCAGGCUUAAUAGCAACGAAUAUGUUCUAAACCAAUUUUACCGGUCUUUUGGGCUUGAUCCUGUUUUACUACACCACGGUCGCGACCGGCGGGACAUUCUAAGUAUUUUUCCUGAUACCCCAGUCAAACUGCUAAAUGAAGUUUUUGAGGCGCUAAAACUGUAUGACUUUGCAGAAUUCUUAGAAAAGGCAACAAAACCACGGACACUUCGCCCUGCUUUUCCGCUAAAAGAAAUAGAAAAGUUAUCGAAAGCCAACCGCCCUAUAAAGGUCUACAGUAAAGUGGAGGUUUUGAUGAUCGACUUCUGUGAAGCCAAUGAACCUACUGUAGGCAACGAUGCGGCGGCAAAAGUCGGAUCUUUUUUUAAAACUCUGGAUUCCCAGAACGAAAUAACUUCGUUGACCUUAAAAAUUUCAGCGGAAUUGUCGGAAGAUCUUGAAACCUUGAUGAUGUGCAAGAGAGAAGAAGAAAGAGAUGAAACAAUAGCAGAAAAGAGGGAAGCGGACUGGUUUGGUAAAAAACAGCUUAGAAAAUGGUAUGGAAGAAGAGCACAAAUGGAGAGGUCGUAUGGUGUAAUGGAGCAUGACGAGCGCGAGGUGGGAAUACAAAACAAAAAGCCCGAGCAAAGAUUCGUCUCUAACACGGAUGAGGAACUACUGAGUGAGUUCCGCAAAGAGGAACCUGCAAUGACAAAUGAGGUUAAAAUGCUGACAGAAAAGAGAGAUCAAUGGAAGAUGGAAAGGAAGCGAUUGAUCGAGAGGCAGAUAAAGCAGAAGGAGGAAGAAAUAAAAAAAGAGAUUGAGAAAUUUGAAAUGGUUCUUUCAACCGUCAUCGACAAAUGGAGAGACCUGCAAGCAAACGAUGAA